Halichondria panicea is the source of this 718-nucleotide messenger RNA. RefSeq names its product coatomer subunit zeta-1-like. Gene Ontology annotation, cellular component: COPI vesicle coat. Bases 70 to 603 code for a protein of 177 amino acids. NCBI's taxonomy places the organism in Eukaryota, Metazoa, Porifera, Demospongiae, Suberitida, Halichondriidae. The transcript is spliced from 8 exons. Gene Ontology annotation, biological process: intracellular protein transport; intra-Golgi vesicle-mediated transport; retrograde vesicle-mediated transport, Golgi to endoplasmic reticulum. The record is from RefSeq and is a predicted model, not a curated record.
ACCAUCAAGGCUUGUGACGUCAGAGAUCAUGUCUCUAAUUUUUUGCUUACUCAGCACUUUUUCACCAAAAUGGAGCCACUAAAUCCUGAGCCGUCUCUGUUGUCUGUAAAAGCCAUUUUAAUUCUGGAUAAUGAUGGAAAGAGGCUUGUUUGUAAGUACUAUGACGACACGUUUCCUACACUGAAGGAACAGACUAAGUUCGAGGAAUCACUUUUCAACAAAACCAAACGCUCCAAUGAUGAGAUCAUCAUGCACGAGGGCGUGACAGCUGUCUACAAGGUCAACGUGGACUUGUUCUUUGCCGUGUUGGGUGCUCAGAAUGAAAAUGAGCUGAUGCUGGUGGGUGUCCUGAAUGCUCUCUACGACUCAAUCAGUCAGUUGCUACGGAAGAAUGUUGAGAAGAGAAGUCUAUUACCUCACUUGGAGUCUCUGUUUCUCAUCGUAGACGAACUGGUCGAAUGUGGAGUGAUUGUUGAAACAGACCCACAGGUCAUUGUACAGAGGAUAGCAACCAAGAUUGACGACAACCCCUUCUCUGAGAGUGCCAUGAAACAGGUGUUGCAGUCGGCCAAGGAGAACAUCAAGUGGUCGCUCCUCAAAUAAACUGAAACUCUCUAGAUAUGAUAUUAUUAUGCUCAACAUUGCAAUAUUCAACUUGUACAAAUUGUUUUUGAAGGCUAAGAAUUAAAGCUACAAUAAUACAUGAGAGUGUACAUCA